UACAAGAAAUUAAAGACUAACCAAACAAGAAUCCGCCAUGUACGUCACCAAGCGUCUUUCUCAGCUGCUGCAGUCGCCGGAAACCAUGGCGGCUUCGCCGGAGGGUCCGAACUCCGGCUACUUAGUCAUCCAAGACGAGGAAUCCGAGACCUACUCGUGUUUUGGUGCCUGCAAGAACCGAACCCUCAAAGAACUGCCGUUCCCUCAGAACAAAGAGCUGACGGUUCGAUACAGAACAGGAGGCGAACACAGCAGAACUUAUCGAGACCCUGUUUUCUUGAUCCCUGUUCUCAAUCAGCCAUUGUCAGCAAAUCGAUACUACGCCGUCGUCCCGCAUCGAAGGCAAAUCGGAGAAGCAUACGCCUGCUCCAGGGAAGACGAUAAGGUCACGUGCUGCAUCUUCAGCUGUAUUAGCGACGCUGAACCACGACCGUUGGAUCCACGCGAUGUUUACCAGCAGAUCCAGAUUGUUCCGUACGAAGGUCUGUGCCUGACCGGCGGUUCCUUCACCGCCGCCUCCGUCGCGCCGGACGGUUUCCCUCCGUCGUUCUUUAGACGGAAGGGAUGGACGAUUUACACCAAGUCCGGCGACAAUUGCGAGCUGAGCACGGCGGAGGGCGUCGAUUUCAAAAUUAGGGCUCGCCUCCCGGACUUCAAUUUCUCCCUGCCGCUCGUGGCCUCCGACGCUGUAACUGUGGGGAAAUGGUACUGCCCCGCCAUGUUCGUGAAGGAAGGAACCCUAACCCUAAGAGAGCAGGUGAAGAGAUCGAUGUACUACGCAAUUACGCUGGAGCAGCGAUGGGAGCAGAUCUUCGCCUGCAGCAGGACCGAUCAAAACAGCCGCCGGGUCACCAUUGACGCCUCAAUCGACAGGGAGGAAGCUUUUGUGGGCGGGAUGAGAGCUGCGUGGAGUGAGGCGGAGGGGUGGGUGUGGUUCAGGGCGGUGAAAGCCAUGGGAGAGGAGGAGAGAAGUAGUGUGUGUUUGAGGGCGGAAGUGGUGCAGAGGAUGAAAUGGGAGGAAGAGAGAUUCGGGUCCGGGUCCGAAUCCGAAUCGGGGUUUGGGUAUGGGCAUGGUUGGAGUGGGAAGCAGCAGCAGGUGAAGAUUAACAGAGUGGAAGAAUUGGAGGAAUGGAAUGAAUUUGGGUGCUAUGUGUUGGUGGAGAGGUUCUGUAUAAGAAGAUUAAUGGAUGGGAGUGUGGUGAUGACCUAUGAUUUCAAGCACAUUGAUAAGAUCAAGAAUAAGUGGCACUAGUCUCAUAUAGGAUGGUCUGGUGGUAUACGGAUUAGAUUUAUCUCAGACAAAUAUUGUUGUAUAAGAUAAAAUUAGGUGAUUUUUAUUUAUACUUGUUGAUAUCUUAUACAUAAAUAUGUUAUGUGCUAUUAACAACAGUUGUAUAGUAGUAUAUAUCAUGCGAAAUUAUAUAGUAUGAUGUUAAUUUAUGUGA
Molecule: messenger RNA, 1445 nt
Organism: Andrographis paniculata
Lineage: Eukaryota; Viridiplantae; Streptophyta; Magnoliopsida; Lamiales; Acanthaceae
Exons: 2
Coding region: 38-1252 (404 amino acids)
Source: RefSeq, a predicted model, not a curated record